This is a messenger RNA of Trichosurus vulpecula (common brushtail), 913 nucleotides long. Its product is annotated as regucalcin-like. Bases 1 to 900 code for a protein of 299 amino acids. Gene Ontology annotation, molecular function: calcium ion binding; enzyme regulator activity; gluconolactonase activity. The record is from RefSeq and is a predicted model, not a curated record. The transcript is spliced from 6 exons. NCBI's taxonomy places the organism in Eukaryota, Metazoa, Chordata, Mammalia, Diprotodontia, Phalangeridae. Gene Ontology annotation, biological process: L-ascorbic acid biosynthetic process.
AUGGCUUCUAUUAAGAUAGAGACUAUCAUGAAGGAAAAGAACCGGAUGGGAGAGUGUCCUCUGUGGGAUGAAAGGACCGGUCACCUUGUUUAUGUGGAUAUCAACGCACAGAAGGUUUGCAGAUGGAACCCAGUCACUGACGAAAUACAGAGUGUGACCCUGGAUGCCCCGGUAGGAUGUGUGGCUCUCCGAGAGUGUGGGGACUAUGUUGUAGCCCUUGGAACCCGAUUUGGCCUCUUGAACUGGGAAAGCCAAUCAGUGACAACCGUUUGUCAUCUUGAACAGGAUAAACCGAACAACAGGUUCAACGAUGGCAAAGUGGACCCGGCUGGAAGAUUUGUGGCUGGUACAAUGGCUGAGCAAUCUAGCCCAGGAGUGUGGGAGAAACAACAAGGGUCUCUCUAUACUCUCUAUUCGGAUUGCUCUGUGGUAAAGCAAUUGGACAAGCUGAGCAUCUCAAAUGGAUUGGACUGGUCCUUGGAUCAUCAAAUAUUGUACCACAUUGAUAGCCUGACAUAUGCUGUGCAUGCCUUUGACUAUGACCUGCAAUCAGGAAAAAUCGCCAAUAGAAGGCUUCUGUAUAAGCUGGAAGAGGAAGAAAGCAUGCCUGAUGGUAUGUGCAUUGACAUUGAAGGGAAGCUGUGGGUGGCCUGCAUUGAUGCUGGAAGAGUAAUACGCGUGGACCCUGAGACAGGAAAAAGACUACAGACAGUGAAGAUGCCCACCCCUAGGAUAACAUCCUGCUGCUUUGGUGGGAAAGACUACUCUGAACUCUAUGUCACUUCAGCCUCUGAUGGUUUGAGCCAAGAAGAAUUGAAAAGAGAAUCUCAUGCAGGAGAGAUUUUCAAGGUAACUGGCCUGGGUGUGAAAGGAAUCCCUCAGUAUUCCUUUGCAGGUUGACACCCACAGAUCA